This is a messenger RNA of Saccostrea cuccullata (small rock oyster), 1371 nucleotides long. Its product is annotated as follistatin-like. The transcript is spliced from 2 exons. Gene Ontology annotation, molecular function: protein binding. Gene Ontology annotation, biological process: multicellular organism development; cell differentiation. NCBI's taxonomy places the organism in Eukaryota, Metazoa, Mollusca, Bivalvia, Ostreida, Ostreidae. Bases 353 to 1051 code for a protein of 232 amino acids. The record is from RefSeq and is a predicted model, not a curated record.
CUUGAAACUCAGAAGGCGAUAAUUAUCGAAGGCUUAAUGAAGAAGAGGUGAUAAAAAAAACUCAACCGCAAUGAAUUUUAAUUAAUGAAUGAAAAUCGGAAAAAAAUCUGAAUGACAUUGCGCACUGCCGUUGAACCAAUGGAAGAAAGACUUUUCUUUCAGCCAAUCGGCAGUCUACCUAUAAAACCGACGUGUGCGACGGCGGUGUGGAUUCAUCAUAUUUUUGACAAGAAAGAAGUAUGAAGUUUCACAACAUGUAGAACCGUAUAAUAAUUGUUAUAGUUUCUUCUCCAACGAAAAGUUUCAAAGUUCCAAUGUAGAUUGUAAAUCGUUAUCAAAUUAAAAUUUCACUAUGGAGAAUUCUCUACCCGUAUUCUUACUAUGGACGUUUGUAUCAGUGACUACAGUGCACUCGGUGGACUUUCCCGUUAAUACAUAUUUCCAAUGUCCAAAAGAAUGUGAUGUUUCUAAAUGCAACAAGCUGAGUUACUGUGGCGGGGAUAUAGUCAAGGAUGAGUGCGGAUGCUGUUCCAAAUGUUCCUCGGAUACUUGGAAACAUCCUAAAGUAUCAUCAGUAAAACAAGGCGGUGCAUGUGAGCAAGUAAAAUGUCCAAAAUUAAAAGUCUGUAUGGAGAAUAUGCAAGGACUCCCAUUAUGUACUUGCCCAAAUUUGUUCAUAUGUAGAAGAAGUAACAAACAAGUGUGUGGAAGUGAUGGGAACACGUAUCAGUCCCGGUGUCAUAUGAGAGUGUCCUCAUGUACCUUAGGUAAACGCAUACGAGUGCAACACAGGGGGACAUGUGGAAUGGUCGCCACGCAACACAGUGGUGUAAAUAAAUAUCCCGACGGAGAAUUCGACAUCCGCAGCCGUCGGCGGAAGGACAGAAAACUCGAAAAGAAGAAGAGAAGGAGAGAAAGACAACGAAAGAAGAGACGAAAUAGGAAAAAAGCAAGGAAAAACAAAGAUAAAAAGUUAAAACGUAGAAAGAGGCGCCAUAAUAGAAAGAGACUAUCACAGAGAAAAUUUAGAAAAUCAAAGAAAAGGACAUGACCUGUUGUUAUCAUAGAACACUAAAUACAUUAUUUAUUGUGAAUAUGUUAAAUGAUUUUAUAUUUCUUUUGCAAGUUUUAUCCUUUAUAAAUGGUCAGUAUUCAAAUACAUGUACAUAUAUGUAUCAUCACAGUUCAGUAGACUUUUCCUGCUAAAUACUAAAAUGUUUUACCCUGUCCUUCUGUUUAAUAAACAAAACUAGCUUUUGUAUUGUUAAGAUGUAUACUUUUGUAUUUUGUUAGCCUUAAAGGCACCUUAGUUGUAGAGAAAAUUUGUUUUUUAAUUGUUUACUUAUUUUUAUAUAAAACAUCAAAAGGCUU